AUGACCGAGGAUAACUCGUGGAAGACGAGUAACUUUCGGCAAAGUGUCGUAAACAAAAUCAAUGAAGCCAUCCAGCAGACGGGCAUGACUUCAUCGAAAAAUGGAAUCGAGAUGGAAAAUCAUGUAUUUCACAAAGCGCGCAACAAGGAUGAAUAUCUUGGCUUUGUGGCCCGGCUGAUUCUACACGUACGGGAGAUGAAUACGAAACACAAAAAUCAACAAAAUGCGGCAGCUGCAGCCGCACAGCAAGCGCAACAGGAAGGUGUUGGCAAUAGCAAUCAGCAGGGAGGAGGUGGCGGUGGUGGUGGAGGGGGUGGUGGUAUGCCGGAUCCGAUCAAUGCUCUGCAGAAUCUGGCAUCGCAAGGCACCCGACCCCAGAUGAUGGGACAGAUGGGUGUUGGACCGGGUGGACCCAUGGGCGGGCAGAUGGGAGGAGCGGGCAAUGCUUCCAAUCUGCUGCACUCGCUUCGUCCGCAAAUGCAGAUGGGCGGUAUGGGUGGACCGAUGCAGGCCAACCGCGUAGGCAUGGGACCGGGUCCGGGCAAUCAGAUGGGGGGCAUGAUGGGACCGAACCAAAUGCAGGGCCCCGGCGCCGGAAUGUCUGGUGGAAUGCCGGGCCAAAUGGGUGUCGGUAUUGGACCGGGUGGCAUGAGCGGUGGCAAAAUUGUGGGCAUGGGUGGACAGCAGCAGCAGCAGCAGCAGCAACAAAUGGCCCAGCUGAACGCUAUGCAGGUCAACCAAAUGCAGCAGCAGCAACAGGGCGGUAUGCCCCAAUCGCAACAGCAAGGAGGGCUGGUGCAAGGGCAAGGAGGACCAGUGCAGCAAAUGGGCGUAGGUCCCGGUGGACCGAACCAGAUGAACCCGAUGGUGAUGGGUCAGAUACAGGCGCAACUGCAGAAUCAAAAUGCGAUGGGCGGCCAGCAGAUGGGAACGGUCGGUGGUACAAUGGGCGCCGCGAACCAGAUGGGUCCGAUGGUAGGAUCAAACGCUGGCAUGAAUCCGCAAGCAAUGGGAAUAGCUCCGAAUCAGUUGCUUCGGCAGCAACAACAGCAGCAACAACAGCAACAACAACAACAGGGCAUGGGACAGGUCCAGAUGGGUCUGGGGCCUGGUCAGAUGGGUCAACUUAAUUCUGGUGUACAGGGUGGUGUUGGACAUGGCGGAGGUCCUGGACCUAACAUGGGUCAAGUACAGCAGCAGCAAGUAGUUGUACAGCAGCAACAGCAACAACAACAACAGCAUCAACAACUACAGCAACAUCUGCAACAGCAUCCACAGCAACACCAACAGUUGCAACAACAGCAUCAGCAACAAAUGCAACAGCAACAACACCAACCCCAACUGCAGCAGCAACAGAUGCAACAACAUCAGCAGCACCAACAAAUGCAACAACAUCAGCAACACCAACAGCAGCAGCAACUUGCCCAGCAGCAUGCUCAACAUCCGCAGCAACAUCCCCAGCAGCAGCAGCAGCAACAGCUUCAACAGCUCCAACAACACUCCCAGCAUCCGCAAAUGCAGCAACAACAUCAGCAACAACAGCAGCAGCAACAAGUACUACUGAAUGCAAUGGGUCAGGGACCUGUAGGAUCCAUCGGAGGAGGACCAAUUGGUGGCCCGGGAGGACCCGGUGUUCAGAUGCAACAGCAAGCUAUGCAGCAACAACAACAACAACACCAACAACCACAGCAAGCCAGUGGAAUGGGUCAAGCUGGUCCAAAUCAAAUGAACCCCGGUGUACCGAUUGGACCCGGUGGAGGAGGUGUAAUGGGUACUGGGCCCGCCCAGAUGCUCGGUGCCGGAGCGGGUGGUGCAGCAGGCCAGCAGGGUAAUUUUGUCGGUAUGGGAGCGAAUACGAUGGUGCGCAAACCACCGGACAUGAUGCCAGGAGGCAACGUGUUCUCUAGCGGUGGUGUAGCCGCUGUACGUAGUGUUACACCCAACAAUUUCUUGCGCCAAUCGCCUUCCCCAUCGGUACCGUCCCCGGUCGGACCCGGAGCGCACGGACCACAAUCUCAUCCGGGACAGAUGAUACCAUCGCCGGCCCUAAUCCCCUCACCUAAUCCGCACAUGGGCGGUGUUGGGCAGCGUUCCAACAUUGGCCAAUCGCCCGGCGGUUCCCUUAACACACCCGGCCAACCAGGUGGUGCAGUACCGAGUCCGCUCAAUCCACAGGACGAGCAGCUCUACCGGGAGAAGUACCGUGCGCUCACCAAGUACAUUGAACCUCUGAAACGUAUGAUUGCCAAAAUGGAAAAUGAUGAUAUCGACAAGAUUGCGAAAAUGAAACGACUGCUCGAGAUUCUUAGCAAUCCGAGCGUUCGCAUCCCGCUCGAAACGCUGCACAAAUGCGAGGCGGCCCUUACCAGCCAGCUUGGUUCGAUUCGUGAAACACCGACCAAUAAUCCACUGGUGGAGGCCGUUUCGAGUAGUCUGCAGGGUGCAGGGUCCGGAAACCAUACCCUGCAGCGUACGUUCCGUCCCUGUCUGGAUGCACUGUUUGGACCGGAUAUCAAAAAUCUACCACCACCGGCAAAGCAGCCACGCCUCGCGCAAGAAGAUCCUUCGACCGGAAAUGGUACUGCGGCUGCCGGUGUCACUAGUGGGGGAGCGACCACAACUACGACCAGCACAACAACGGCGGCAAUUAGUACGACUAGCAGCACCAACAAUGCUACCGGCAGUGCUACCACUACCAAUACCACUGCCAGCAGUACAGCGCCACAGGAAAUUCCACACAUUCUGCAAGGAGAAAUUGCUAGACUUGACCAAAAGUUUAAGGUAUCGCUCGAUCAAUGCGCCAUCAGUGGCACUCGUACGAUCCGGCUAAUUUGCUGGUUGGAUGAUAAGAAUUUACCGUGUGUGCCGCCGGUUGCGGUUACCAUCCCGGAAGACUAUCCGUUCACGGCACCGAGCUGUUCGCUGAUCGAGCAGGAGUAUAAUGCAACACCGUUCUUGAUACUUGUGCAAAAAUCGCUCAUGGCACGUAUCUGCAAGUUGCCGGGCUUGUUUACACUGUCGCAUCUGCUCGACACAUGGGAAAUGUCGGUCAGACAAGCGUGCUCACCGAAUCCGACGAUUGUUGCACCCACCGGCACCAGUGUGCUGUUGGGCAUGUAA
Molecule: messenger RNA, 3120 nt
Organism: Anopheles maculipalpis
Lineage: Eukaryota; Metazoa; Arthropoda; Insecta; Diptera; Culicidae
Gene: MED15
Product: mediator of RNA polymerase II transcription subunit 15
Exons: 3
Coding region: 1-3120 (1039 amino acids)
Biological process (GO): regulation of DNA-templated transcription
Molecular function (GO): transcription coregulator activity
Source: RefSeq, a predicted model, not a curated record